This is a messenger RNA of Torulaspora globosa, 426 nucleotides long. RefSeq names its product proteasome regulatory particle lid subunit RPN13 (gene RPN13). NCBI's taxonomy places the organism in Eukaryota, Fungi, Ascomycota, Saccharomycetes, Saccharomycetales, Saccharomycetaceae. Gene Ontology annotation, molecular function: endopeptidase activator activity; ubiquitin binding; proteasome binding. The record is from RefSeq and is a predicted model, not a curated record. Gene Ontology annotation, biological process: ubiquitin-dependent protein catabolic process. The transcript has a single exon. Gene Ontology annotation, cellular component: cytoplasm; nucleus; proteasome regulatory particle, lid subcomplex. Bases 1 to 426 code for a protein of 141 amino acids.
AUGGCCAUUGAAGUUGUAAAGUUCAGGGCCGGAGUUUGCGACUACGAUGAGGAUUCAAAGCUGUGCACUCCGGUGCCAUGCCAAGGUGAAAUAGUGAUCAAGCCGAAUGAAGAUGAUGAUGAGAUGGGAUUUUGGGAUUUUGAAUGGCGGCCGCUGGAGAAGCCCGUGGGUAGGGAGCUGAGUACGAUUUCCUUGAUCCUGAUUCCAGGCGAAACGGUGUGGGUUCCGGUGAAGUCGAGUAAAAAUGGCAGAAUAUUUGCAUUAGUGUUCUCAUCGAACCAGCGGUACUUGUUCUGGCUGCAGGAUAAGAACCCGGCCAAUCUGUCUUUGAAUGAAUUGAACGAAAAGGACCAACAGUUGUACGAUAAGAUGACAAGGAUACUGAAUGUCAGUGAUGACAACGAUGUCGAAAUGAACGAUGCUUGA